Psilocybe cubensis is the source of this 2148-nucleotide messenger RNA. RefSeq lists its product as uncharacterized. The transcript has 11 exons. The record is from RefSeq and is a predicted model, not a curated record. Gene Ontology annotation, cellular component: membrane. NCBI's taxonomy places the organism in Eukaryota, Fungi, Basidiomycota, Agaricomycetes, Agaricales, Agrocybaceae. Gene Ontology annotation, biological process: transmembrane transport; metal ion transport. The coding region runs from base 1 to 2148 and encodes 715 amino acids. Gene Ontology annotation, molecular function: cobalt ion binding; cobalt ion transmembrane transporter activity; magnesium ion binding.
AUGGUCCAAUUCAACGCAAGUAUCAGGUCAACAGAAGCCAGGCCCAGUACAUUUGCGGAUGUUCACAGGACAUCCCGCAGGGACUCGAUAGCCAACAAAGCCAGGCAGCUUAAUGUCGAACGCAGAACCCUAUAUGAACCGCCACAAGCGGCAAAGAGGUUCGUCCAUAUGCAGUUACAUGGCCAAUGUCCUCAUCCUGGCGAGAUUGGUAAUCCUGGUUGGAGAAACGUAUUCAAAGACGUCACACGACUGAAAAUUCUGGCGCUAAGCUCUUUCCUCCUACCAGCUCGACUCCUGGACGCUGUUGAAUUUAUGUAUCGGGGUGCUGUUAUUCCGCAUGCCUCUGGCUCUUCUUCACUUCCCCCAAGAGUCCCAGCGCCGAGCUACAGGCAUGGUGCCCCUUCAGGACCUUGGCCCUAUCUCGACAUUGAAGAUCAGGUAGAUCCUACUAGGAUACAGGACCCUGACAGCCAUAUUCCAUUGUCGGCCUCUCCUUGUGAUCACAAGCAAACUAGUGGACAGGAUGUAUGCUGGUGCAAGUACCCGCAAUCGCUGUAUCCGAACUGGGCGCUACGACAACAGCAGAAGAGCAGAAUAGCGAAUUUUGUCGAAAAACAAAAGGGAGAUUGCACUAUAUAUUACCUUGAUGUCAUGGACAAUGGGACAUUUGUAAAGCGGGACGAAAGAGAAGUUACCGAGAAAACUUUGGACGAGAAUUGGAUCGCAAUUCAUCAUGGCCGACCACCUGGUGUUCAAGUCCGCGCUUUAUUCGUUGAAGGAUUAUCUGGAUCUGUCCUGCGGAUGCUUGGCACCCACUACAAUAUCGAACCGUUUUUCUUCUCCUCCACACUAGGUUGGAUCCCCUCACGGCACCAGACCCACCUCGCUGUCGUCAAAGAUAUUACUGUGACAUUAACUUUUGUGCGAUCACUAUCAAACCCGAAUACUGCAGUGCCAUCUCCAGAACCAAAUGAAGAUUAUCUAGCGAAUAUCAAUGAUCUAUCUAGGGGCGAACUUCCUGACCUGGUUAUUGAUACACAGGCUCCGCUUCCUUUACGCUCAAGCGAUAUUCUUCUGCUUCCUGAUCAGCUCGCAUUGCAUAUGAUUCGGUCACCUGCCGGAAACACGAUUAUAUCUCUUCACCAAACUCAAGAACAUCGAGCUACGACUGCAAAGGCACUCCACACAAGAGCGCGACUUACUGGGAGAUCGGUUUACUGGAGCAACAUCUUCAAGGACAGUAACGACCCUACUUUUGUCUUCAUAAGCUUGCUCUGGUACGCCCUUUAUGCCUGGGAUGAAACCCUGGAAAAUGUCUAUAAUCAUAUCUGCUUCCUUGAAUCUAUUGUUAUGACGACCCAUGAUAUCCAUAUGACCAACGAACUCCAUGUCAUUCGAGCCCAUCUUCUUCACUACGAAUCCCUUCUGGAAGAAUUCAGGAGGACUGUACACUUUAUCCAGCAUACACAAAAUCCCGCUUUACGGUCACCGGCUGGAACCCCUGUCAGUGAAGAAUUCGAUACGAUGAAGGCCCACGGAGCGAUGUUGAUGAAGCGGGAGUGUGGAAAUUUAUUAACGGACAUCGAUCGGCUGGAACGUAGUAGACAGAUGCAAGCAAAGCGCUUGAAGAACGUCAUGGAUUUGGGAUUUAGCAGUGUCAACAUUGAAGACAGCAAACGUAUGCAGAAGCUUACGGAAUCCGCUGUUAACGACAGUGCUGCUAUGAAAAUUAUCGCAUACCUAACAAUGGCUUUCUUACCUGCCUCUUUUGUAGCAGCCGUCUUUGGCAUGAACGUCCGCGAGAUCAAUCCUGAUGGCAAUGUCGACCUUCCUCACUACAUCGCAGCUGCCAUACCUCUAACUGCCGUAACCAUCUGGAUUAUUGUUGCGUACCAAAUCCAGAUCACCGAACCUCAAAUGAGAAACGCUGCUGCUGAAGCCGCCGGAUUGCCUAAUGAAGAAUCCAAGUACGCGUUCUAUCGGUUUGGCAAACACUCGGGACGCAAUUCGGACGAGAAACAGUUGGAUAUAUGGGCAAGGUUAUGGUGGCCUGUUAUCCUGAUUUCGUCUAUGACGAACCAGAUGAAGAGGAAGUGGAAGGAGCGUCGCACACAGACUCGCAUUGAUACCAUUCAAGUCAAGAUGUGA